AAUCCUUCGACUUUCAUCUUUCUCUGCAUGAUAUGGGAUCUGUGGUCUAUGUCAGCCAAAUUAAUUCGCGGAAUGGCAUGAGAAUGGAGGAGGUAAUUCCGCAAUCCGAACCCAACCCUGAGGGUUCUAGCAGUUCAUCAGUCUCAACGCCAGAACCAGAUGGUGAAAUCCUUCUUCAAGGCGCUGUCAAGCGGCAGAAGCGAAAGGGAGGGCGCAAGCCGAUAUAUGCCACCUCCGAAGAGCGCAAGCAAAGAAAUAGACAAGCGCAAGCGGCGUUUCGGGAACGGCGAACCGAGUACAUGAAGCAGCUGGAGACUACCAUCAAGCACAAUGAGGAAACCCUGCAGUCGUUGCAGCAGAGUCACCGUAAUGCUGCUGAUGAAUGUCUGAUGCUCCGCUAUAAGAAUUCGCUGCUGGAGCGAAUUCUAUUGGAAAAAGGCAUUGACGUUCAGGCUGAGUUGCGUCUGAAGAGUGGCAGUCCCAAUAUGCUAUCAGCCAAGCCUGCUGGACAAACCAUAAGCCAAAACUCCCCUCUUUCACGAGCCGCUAGCAACAGACAGUCUGUCAAUCGCCACAAGGUUGGGGAGACACCAAAGCUUGACCAUUCUAAUAUCUCGCAGGCACAUCGUGAGGAUGCCCAUACUAUGAGUUCCCCUCAACUGCAUCCCACUCCAACCUCCCAUGUCUCGUCACCUUCCACCGCUAAGUCCCCCGGCUUUAACCUGCAAGGCGGCAUUUCCAUACCCGGCGCGGAAAUUCAACCCCAGCAGCAAAAGGAUACUUCGCAGUUACACCAACUCCUGCCACCGUCAAUAUUGCCCGCGUCCAGCCACUAUAGCAGCAACGGGAACGGUAGCAACGGCCAUCACUGCAUUUCGGCGACUUCUCCCGAUCCCGCAACGCCAAUGACAGCUGCCCUCCCAAAUGUAUCACCAGACAGUGGAGUAAACAUGGAUCGGACCGGUUCAGGUUACUACCUUUCACCGUUCCAGAAGCAUUACGACCAAUUAGAACAAGAAUAUGAAACCCAAAUCGACAUGCUCGAUGAAGAUGAGCACGAUCUAGACGACUCUACAGAAGACACUUUAUCCACGCCCGCCUACCACGAGCCCUCGACCCCACCAUCCGGAAUCGCUCGAUCUCAGCCUCAAUCUGGUCCUGAGGCUCAAGCUCAGGUCCAGCAAAACGAGCACGACAUUGCUACUUCUCUUGCUGAGACGACUACCUCCGCCACGACCCUUAACGAAGAUAUAGAUAUUUUUGUACAAGACGAAUCGCUCUUCAAUGUCUUCGAUCCCAUGCUUGACCCGGAUCCGUUUGGUUUGACGGCAAGCAUGCACUUCCAAACUCCAUUCAGCUAUGUCGAGAGCCAUGUGGGGCCAUGAGAAUAAAAAUUGGAGAAGAGAGCAAA
Molecule: messenger RNA, 1411 nt
Organism: Histoplasma capsulatum G186AR
Lineage: Eukaryota; Fungi; Ascomycota; Eurotiomycetes; Onygenales; Ajellomycetaceae
Exons: 4
Coding region: 84-1385 (433 amino acids)
Cellular component (GO): RNA polymerase II transcription regulator complex
Molecular function (GO): transcription cis-regulatory region binding; DNA-binding transcription activator activity, RNA polymerase II-specific
Source: RefSeq, a predicted model, not a curated record